UUUUUAUCAUUUCUAAGUUGUUGUGCUAUUGUCCAAUGUAAAUUUCCUUCAAUGUUAGACUGGUGGACAAUACGAUGGUUUACAGAGGUCAUAGUGUUGUUUUGGUGACCAAGCCAUCAUAAUAAUUGAACAAAAUGUUUUUUUAUACCAGUACUGCUUUAACUUUUUAUACAUUUUAUUAUGAUUGAUCAUUAUGGAGAACAACGGCAAUAUUAAUAUUAGCUUUUGUGUUCAGCUGGCGAUGUUGUAAUUUUGCUCACGGUGUCGCCAUUUGCCAGUUUAUGGAAAGGAUUUCCACUCCACCCUCUUUUGUGUAGACUAUUUUUCAGCUGCCAUUGCUCUUUUUAUUCAACCAGAGUCGAUCGGGAAGGCUAUCGUUUAUAUUUUGGUUUAUACCUACAUACAGUAUAAUUAUCACUGGAUCUGAAUUCGCAGUACACUCGAUUCCUGGAGGUUUUGCCAAGAUGCGUCUUCAAACGCUCUACCUCGCUCUCUUCUCAUUGUGUCAUGUCGCGAAUGGGGACGUGAACUAUUCAUUUCAGGAGGAAAUUAAACGCGGAUCACGGAUUGGGAAUAUAGCGAAGGAUCUGAACCUGGACUCUAGCAGACUGUCUUUGAGAAAUGCCCGUAUUGAUGCCACAGGGAAUCGGAAACGAUACUGUGACAUAAACCUAAGUACUGGAGAUUUAAUUGUUGCCGAAAGGAUUGAUCGAGAGGAGCUCUGUGGAGAAAAGCUGUCCUGUGUAAUAAAACGCGACCUAGUCCUGGAGAAUCCUCUGGAGCUGUACCCUUUUAGUCUGCAUGUUCAAGAUAUUAAUGAUAAUUCUCCACAAUUUAAUGACGAGACCAUAACUCUAGAAAUUCGGGAGUCUGCAGUCAAAGGAGCUCGUUUUGUGAUCGAAGAGGCGCAUGAUGCAGAUGUAGGACAGAAUUCAGUUCAGCAGUACAGCCUCAAAAAGAAUGAGAAUUUCGUGUUGGCCACUAAUGGAAACACAAUCGAGCUCGUUCUUGAUAAAGAGCUUGAUCGUGAAAAACAGCAGAACAUUGAUCUGAUCCUUACGGCUCUAGAUGGUGGCUCCCCUCAGAGAUCAGGAACCGUAGUUAUACACGUCACUGUGCUGGAUGCUAAUGAUAAUGUACCAGUGUUUAGUCAGAGCGUUUAUAAAGCAAGUCUGCCUGAAAACUCUCCUCUAGAUACGGUGGUAGUGACAGUGAGUGCAACUGAUGCAGACGAGGGAGUAAAUGGAGACGUGACUUAUGACUUUGGACAUGUUUCAGAGGACGUGAAGAAAAUAUUCAGCAUUGACCGUAAAAGUGGAAACAUAAAAUUAAUUGGAGCAAUUGACUUUGAAUCCGUUGCAACAUAUGAUUUGCGCGUUAAAGCAAAGGAUGGUCUAGGAUUGUCCUCAUAUGCAAAAGUGACAGUGGAUGUCACUGACGUUAACGACAACGACCCUGUAAUAUCUGUUAAAUCUCUGACAAGUUUAGUACCUGAGAAUGUUUCACCUGGUACCGAGGUGGGCAUCAUUAACGUUCAGGACCCAGAUUCUGAUGGUAAUCAACAGGUUCGCUGCUCCAUCCAGCAAAAUGUUCCAUUCAAAUUAGUUCCAUCCAUUAAAAACUAUUAUUCUCUGGUGACCACAGGACAACUGGACCGUGAACUAGUGUCUGAUUACAACAUUACCAUCAGUGCCACUGACGAGGGUUCUCCUCCUCUGUCCUCCUCUAAAACCGUUCACUUAUCUGUAGCUGACGUCAACGACAACCCACCUGUGUUUGAGGAACAGUCGUACAGCGCAUAUGUGAGUGAAAACAACAAACCUGGCUCCACCUUAUGUUCCGUUGCUGCUCGAGACCCGGACUGGAGACAGAACGGUACCGUGAUCUACUCUCUGUUACCUGCUGAGGUGAACGGUGCCCCGGUGUCGUCCUAUGUGUCAGUGAACGGAGACACGGGGGUGAUCCACGCUGUGAGGUCGUUUGAUUACGAACAGUUCAGGAGUUUUAAAGUGCACGUGAUGGCCAGAGACAACGGUUCUCCUCCUCUCAGCAGCAACGUGACCGUCAGUGUGUUCGUGUCGGAUGUGAACGACAACUCUCCUCAGAUACUGUACCCCGCCCCGGAGGGCAACUCGUUCAUGACCGAGCUGGUCCCCAAAGCUGCACACGGAGGCUCUCUGGUGUCCAAAGUCAUAGCGGUGGACGCGGACUCCGGACAGAACGCCUGGCUGUCCUAUCACAUAGUCAAAUCCACUGAUCCGGGACUUUUCACCAUCGGUGUCCACAGCGGAGAGAUCAGGACGCAGAGGGACGUUUUAGAGUCUGACAGCAUGAAGCAGAACCUCAUUGUGUCGGUGAAAGAUAACGGACAGCCCUCUCUGUCUGCCACCUGUUCCAUGUAUUUACUGAUCUCUGAUAACUUGGCUGAGGUGCCAGAACUGAAGGAUAUUUCUUACGAUGAGAAGAAUUCCAAGCUGACGUCGUAUCUGAUCAUUGCUCUGGUGUCCGUGUCCACGUUUUUCCUGACCUUCAUCAUCAUCAUCCUGGGUGUGAGGUUCUGUCGUAGGAGGAAGCCCAGACUGUUGUUUGACGGAGCAGUAGCCAUCCCCAGCGCUUAUCUCCCUCCUAAUUACGCAGAUGUUGACGGCACGGGAACUUUACGCAGCACUUACAACUAUGACGCCUACCUGACAACAGGCUCUAGAACCAGUGACUUUAAGUUCGUGUCAUCCUAUAAUGACAACACGCUGCCUGCUGACCAGACUCUGAGGAAGAGUCCUUCAGACUUUGCUGAUGCUUUUGGAGAUUCGGAUGGUUCUCCUGAGGUAGGAAAAAAUUGUGUUCGCUUAGUAUUUUCGUAA
Molecule: messenger RNA, 2861 nt
Organism: Betta splendens (Siamese fighting fish)
Lineage: Eukaryota; Metazoa; Chordata; Actinopteri; Anabantiformes; Osphronemidae
Product: protocadherin gamma-A12-like
Exons: 1
Coding region: 465-2861 (798 amino acids)
Biological process (GO): homophilic cell-cell adhesion
Cellular component (GO): plasma membrane
Molecular function (GO): calcium ion binding
Source: RefSeq, a predicted model, not a curated record